This is a messenger RNA of Magnolia sinica, 1401 nucleotides long. Its product is annotated as disease resistance protein RPP13-like. NCBI's taxonomy places the organism in Eukaryota, Viridiplantae, Streptophyta, Magnoliopsida, Magnoliales, Magnoliaceae. Gene Ontology annotation, molecular function: ADP binding. The transcript is spliced from 2 exons. The coding region runs from base 1 to 1401 and encodes 466 amino acids. The record is from RefSeq and is a predicted model, not a curated record. Gene Ontology annotation, biological process: defense response to other organism.
AUGGGCCUCACCAUGUUUACUGCGUCAGAAUCCCUUCCACGUUCUUUGAGCAAAAGUAGUCGGGCGAAUUUUUGGGGCGUUUGGGAAUACCACCAGGCUACUUAUAUCAAAAUCCCAGACACCACGAAACAUAAACUCAAGAGAGAAGGCUUUAAUCCGAAUUUCUUUCUUGUGAUUGUGAGAGAAAGGAGAGGAAAGAUGGCCGUUGCUGAGUCCGUUAUCGAGCUCCUUCUCCAAAAUAUCGGUGACCCCUUUAGUCAAGAAGCCAUUUCGCUACAUGGGGUUCGCGAUCAAGUUGAACGGCUGAAGGAAGAAUUUAGGCAGAUCCCAUCCUUCUUGGAAGACGCUGAUGCCAGACAAGAAGGAGAUGAAAUUAUGAAGAGGAUGCAGGACGUGAAAGAUGUUGCACGCGAUGCUGAGGACCUCAUCGACACCUUUGUCUUCAAUAUAGCAACCUUGAGGCGAAUAGUAUUUGUGGGCGGCUCCAUUCAAAGGUACGCUUUCAUCUUCAAUGAGUUGAUAGUUCGCCGUAAGGUGGGCUUCAAGAUCGAACAGAUAAAGAAUAAAAUCCGUGAGAUCUCCGAAAAAAGGUCGGUUUAUGGUAUUGAAAAUAUAGGACAGGGAGCAGGGGGGAUAUCUGCUGGUCUAAGGCUCACUUCUCCUUAUGAUCAAGAAUCAGAUUUUGUUGGUUUUGAGAAUGAUUUGAAGGUUUUGGUGGCGCGGUUGACAGAGGGAGAGACACGACGAUGUGCUAUUUCAAUAGUCGGAAUGGGUGGUCUCGGUAAGACCACUCUUGCUAAAAAAGUUCAUAACACUGGUGUUGUUAAGAAACAUUUCGAUGCUCAUGCAUGGAUUACUGUAUCACAAGAGUAUAGUGUGAGCGAGCUUUUGCAGAACAUCAUAAAUCGCUGUAUGGUGUUCUCGAAAGAGGAGCUUGAGUUGAAGAACGUCCAUGAGCUGAGGCAUAUAAUUUCAGAGCACUUGAAAGAGAAGAAAUACCUGAUGGUAUUAGAUGAUAUAUGGACAGUGGAAGCAUGGGAUGCUCUCAAGGAUGCUUUCCCUGAUAUGAAUAAUGGAAGCAGGGUCAUGCUCACCACGCGCAACAAAGACCUAGCUUUACACGCAGAUGCACGAAACCAGCCCCAUGAACUGGGAUUACUAAACGAUAAAGAGAGCUGGGGAUUAUUUUGUAGGAAAGCAUUCCCAGGACAGGAUGGCAAUUGCCCUCAGUACUUGAAGGAGUUGGGAAGAAAGAUGGUGCAAAAAUGCCAUGGUCUACCUCUUGCAAUCAUAGCCAUCGGAGGGCUCCUAUCGAGGACAGAACCAGAACCAUGGGAGUACGAAAAAGUAUACAAAAGCAUUAGCUGGAAUUCUACUAUGAAUUCCGUGCUAAGAAACUGA